Myripristis murdjan (pinecone soldierfish) is the source of this 4251-nucleotide messenger RNA. It is a transcript of the gene jade3, whose product is annotated as jade family PHD finger 3. NCBI's taxonomy places the organism in Eukaryota, Metazoa, Chordata, Actinopteri, Holocentriformes, Holocentridae. Gene Ontology annotation, biological process: regulation of transcription by RNA polymerase II. The transcript has 11 exons. Gene Ontology annotation, cellular component: histone acetyltransferase complex. The coding region runs from base 249 to 2660 and encodes 803 amino acids. The record is from RefSeq and is a predicted model, not a curated record.
GAAAGUGGCGGAGUUUAGGACCCUGCGGGACGCGCGGUACAAUAGAGCUGUUGUGCCGUGGUGCUGGAGACUGGAGAGAUUGCAACCCUUGAGAUUCCUACUGUGGUGGGAUACAAAAAAUACACAUUUUUAAUCAUUUAGGGUAACCGGAGCCCAUACUUCACAUGCAUAUGUUUGAAAUUAAGCUACGGCCGAUAUCCGUGUGGAAUAAACCUCACAGCACCGCGUGGAUUUAAGGAUGCUACAGGAUGAAACGUCUCAGGUCGUCAAGCAGCAGUGACAGUUCAGACAAUGAGAGUCCCUCAACCUCCUUCUGCUCCUCCAACAAGUAUGGAAGUAAACAUGGAACCCCCGCCUCCAACCAAAAGAAACCAGCUGAAGUGUUCAGAAAAGACCUGAUCAGUGCCAUGAAGCUGCCUGACUCCCACCAUGUGUCUCCAGAGGACUACUACCUACUGGCAGACACCUGGAGGCAGGAAUGGGAGAAGGGAGUUCAGGUGCCGGCAAGCCCCGACACCAUCCCAGAGCCUUCAGUCAGAAUCAUCACAGAGAAACCCAAGGAAGUGCUUUACACCCACCAGAGGAAGUACAUCCAGAGCUGGAGCUCAGACUCCACAGAGACGGGUUAUGUCAACAUGAAAGAGCUGGCAGAGAGCAUGUGUCGCUACGAUCUGGACGACAUGGACCUCUACUGGCUGCAUGCACUCAACACAGAGCUAGGCCAUAUGGGGGAGGGGCCUCUAGACGAGCUGACGAUGGAGCGAGCGAUGGAGGCCCUGGAGAGGCAGUGUCAUGACAACAUGAACCACGCCAUUGAAACAGUGGAAGGGCUCGGGAUCGAAUAUGACGAGGACGUCAUCUGUGAUGUGUGCCGCUCCCCUGAUAGUGAAGAAGGGAAUGACAUGGUGUUCUGUGACAAGUGUAACAUCUGUGUGCACCAGGCCUGCUAUGGCAUAGUAAAAGUGCCUGUUGGAAACUGGCUGUGUAGGACUUGUGUCCUUGGCAUUGACCCGCAGUGCCUUCUGUGUCCCAAGAAGGGUGGUGCCAUGAAAGCCACACGUGCAGGCACCAAGUGGGCGCAUGUAAGCUGUGCCCUGUGGAUACCAGAGGUGAGCAUUGCUUGUCCAGAGCGAAUGGAACCCAUCACCAAAGUGUCCCACAUCCCACCUAGUCGCUGGUCUCUCAUCUGCAGUCUCUGCAAAAUGAAGACAGGUGCAUGCAUCCAAUGCUCUGUAAAGAACUGCACCACUCCUUUCCAUGUGACAUGUGCCUUUGAGCACAGCUUAGAGAUGAAGACCAUACUGGAUGAAGGUGAUGAAGUCAAGUUCAAAUCUUACUGCCUCAAGCAUAGCAAAUCCAAAGUGGGGGAGCCGGGCCUGAGCCCCGCUCGCCCUAAAGUUCCCAGCGAGACGGAGAAAGUGGGUCAGCGGGCGCAGAGGCUGCAGGAGCUAGAGGAGGAGUUCUACACCUUAAUCCAGCUGGAGGAGCUCUCGGACAACCUCAGCCUCUCCGAGCACCUCAUGGACUUCAUCUAUCAGUACUGGAAGCUGAAGCGGAAAACAAACUUCAACAAAGCUCUGCUGCCCCCUAAAGAGGAGGAGGAGAAUCUGCUGUUGCAGCCUCAGGAGGACAGCAUCCACACACGCAUGCGCAUGUUCAUGCAUCUGCGACAGGAUCUGGAGAGGGUGAGGAAUUUGUGUUACAUGGUGAGUCGGCGGGAGAAGCUCAAACUGUCGCAGAGUAAAGCCCAGGAGCAAAUGUUCAACUUGCAUGUGAAGCUCAUGAACCAGGAGCUUUCUGCUGGCCUCCCUGUCUCGUUUCCCGUGGAGAGCAUGCUAUUCCGUCCUCCUCCGAGGAUAACCCUGAAGCUUAAGAUGCCCAAAGUCUCAAGCCUGGGAAAUGGAAAUGCCAGCUCCAAAUCUGGGAAUGGGCCCCUUUGCCCAGACAACAGUGUGAAUGUUCAUGAACACAUUGGGGGAGGGCUGGGUCAGGGGAAGCCUCAGCUCCAUGGUCACGGCAGGAGAGAGGAGCGCUCCAACGGCCUGCUGUCUUCCUCAAGUCAUUCAUACAGAGAGGGCAGCACAGCGAGCAGCCCAGCCAUGCCCAUCAAACCAACUGGAAAACCUUUAGCUCUGCACGCUGCCCUCCAUGGCCACUCAUCCAACGGUAAUGGCAAAAUUGACCAAGACCGGUCAUGCAUUGCCAAAGCAAACGGCCUCUUGGAGAAGUUUGUAGCUCAAAAGGACAGUUCAUGCCAGACCCCCAGUGACACUUCAAACGAGCCGUUGGGAAAAGGCAGCCUGUCCAACAGCUUUCGCAAGUCCACCAUGGACCACUUCAGCAGGUCGUUCAAAGAGGCCACUGUCAACUUGGUAAGGACCACAGAGGACCUGCGGGUGUCUGACAAACUGUCCCGUAAGGGCUCAGCCAAGGAGAGACUUUGGACCAAGCAGGUGUCCCAACACCAGCCUGGGAGCGCGAGAGCAUACCAGGAGAGUGACGGAUACUGUCCGGACCUGGAGCUCAGUGACUCAGAGUCGGAGGUGAAAGGAAGGAACCAGAGGCAGGUCAGGGUGGCACAGGGCCCAGGGAGCGACUACCGCAAAGGGACCAGUCGUGGCAAACAGUCCUUGGGCUCCAGAAACCCAGUGCAGAGGUGACGGCUGUUUCUGCCCCUCCCUCACUGCCACAGCUCGCUCACACCUCUCUGGCAGUUGUCCUAAGUGCCGGACUUUCUCUCUGAACACAUUUCUCACUGUCUGUCAGGCACUGACAGUCCAUGGGGCAUGUUUUCAGGGACCAGACCAAGCCCCAAAGCUAAUGGUGCUGUAUACAGGAGCGUAAGUCCCGACAACCAAAACAACAGAUGCAUGGAGGGCACUGUAGCCCAGAAUAUCACCCAAGAGGGAUCAUGAAGAUAUUAAUCCCUCUGUUGUCUCUGUUCAGCGUGGUUUGAGAGCAGCAAUCCUGAUUGGUCUUCUGAGAUUAACAUGCUUGCCUUGUCGUUUUUUUGGCCAGCAUUACAUUUGUACUCCGCACAACUUUGUAUUGAAGAUCUCCCUACACACCAGUUAAACUGCUUUUGAUUGAUACUGUUGUACAUAUUAGCUCAAGAUGCUGUUCAAAUUGGGUUGUAAAUAAUUUGUGUAACUGAAACACAAAGGUUCAAUUCAAUUAAUACUUUGGGAAAAUCAAAUCAGACUCGGCAGAAUCCAGCUCCUUGUACAAUAUGACAAUGUGUGUGGCCGUAAAUGAAAACUGUGAUAUGCCAGAUGGAAAUUUUGUAGUGAAUUUUAGCAUUUUGUCUCUCUUGCAAACUGUUACAGUUAACAUGUUUCCCCAGAGGUGAUAAACUGGCUGAUAAACUGACAUUUUAGGUCUGAUUUCAUUUCUUUUACAAGUGUACUGCUUGUCCAGUGUAGGAGUCAUUUUUAAAACAAAUGCCUCUUUAAUGUAUAGGAAUGCAAUUUCACCGUAUUAGUACCUUCAGUUCCCCAGGUUAUGUCAUCUCUUAGUCAGACAAGAGACUAACUUGAUGGAUUCACGUUCUUGUCUCACAGUGUAAAGAGAUAUGACAAGCUGUAAGAAAACAACCACAUUCCCUGUGGUAUCCUUCAGUAAAGUUAUUAAAGCUGAAACUGGAUGCAGAAAGCCCAAACUGAGUACUGAUCCAGUAUCUCUGGACGUCAGCAUUUGUGAACAUCACUUUGACUUAAAAGGAGAAACUUGUCUCAGAUAAGCAGAUAAAUCUCCAUUCUUACAGUCAAUUGGCAGACCAUGUGUAUUUAAACUGUGCUUUUGAACACGUUUAAAAGCAUAGUUUAAUCUUUUUCAUUAGUUCUGGACCUGACUUGACUGAAAUAACCUGGCAUAACUGGUAGUCACUUACAUGUAAUUAAUGGCAUCUAAUGUCAAUUAUAAUCAUGUCUAGUUUGUCUUCAAUGUCUUGACUGCUGCUGUCACACUGCCACCGUUGCCACAAGAGACCUUGAGUGAAAGGACCACGCCAGUGAUGUUGCAUAUUGAGCAUAAUGUCUACAAAAUGUAUGUUCUUCAUAUUUCUGCUUGUCUUUUCCUCAAACAAGCAGUCGUAUUUUAGAACUCAGAUUAUCAUGCCUGCCUUUUACCCAGCCAUUGGUCUCCAUUCAUUCCACUAUGGUAUGAAAAUGAACUUUCACAGACUUAAAAUUUUCUUCACAUCAGUAUUCCACCACCGUAAUAAAGUGGUCCACAUUUUUUUUCCCUAAAACC